Microplitis demolitor is the source of this 1865-nucleotide messenger RNA. RefSeq names its product zinc finger protein 501. Gene Ontology annotation, molecular function: DNA-binding transcription factor activity; RNA polymerase II cis-regulatory region sequence-specific DNA binding. NCBI's taxonomy places the organism in Eukaryota, Metazoa, Arthropoda, Insecta, Hymenoptera, Braconidae. The record is from RefSeq and is a predicted model, not a curated record. The transcript is spliced from 5 exons. Gene Ontology annotation, biological process: regulation of transcription by RNA polymerase II. Bases 239 to 1690 code for a protein of 483 amino acids.
UUCAAAAACUUUUCUGACCAUAAGUUGAUAAAUGUCAUUAUUUUCAUUAUUUUUUUUUAUUAAUAAUAAUUAUAAAAAAAAAAUAAAAAAUGACAAAUGACAAGUAAUUAGGUACCUAAAUAGUGAAUAGAAAAAAAUUUAUUUAUUUAUUUUAAAUCUCAUAUAUUUUUUUAUAAAUUUAUCAACAAUAACUGCAAUAUUACGGACCAUAAAAAUAUUCUAACUAUUAAUAAAUAAUAUGUCGAGUUCUCAAGUUAUGGAUGAAAAUAUAGUUAAUGUAGUACUAAAGGAAGAACCGAUUGAUCGUUUUACAUCCCAUUAUAUGGAUGAAAUAUGUACUGGACCGUUUGAUAAAGUAUUUCUACCGAUAGAGAGUCAAGAAGUCGUUGAUUUUACUGAUGAAAUGGUAAAAGUCGAUUUAGAAAAUCAAAAUCACAAUUGGGUCGCACAAAUAACAACAGCGAAUUCAAAUUCUCUAUACGAUCGCACGUUGAUUCGCCCACAUUUUAUGCACUUGGACGAGAAUCUUGAAAAACAAGAUUCGGAAAAAUUAAACAAUUCAAAGGCUAAGCAUGAGGAUGAUCCACUAGUUCGAUCACAAACGCCAAAAUUUUACAAAGUUCAAUGCACACUUUGCAAAAAAUGGUUCCUCAACAACGACUCAAUGAUAAAUCAUUUACGUAACCAUUGCACCUCCUCUACUACCUUAUCUUCAUCUUCAUCCUCAUCCUCAUCAGCAGGUAAACAUUACUGUCUUUCAUGCCAACAAUUAUUUUCCGAUGACUUAACUUAUCAAGCGCAUAUUCAGACUCAUAUAAACACUGAAAAAAUUAAAGAUGAUUCUUCAAAUUCUUCAUACUCGGAAGAUAAAUUAUUUAAAUGUCAGCUGUGUCUUCGUAAAUUUGGUGUAAAAACAGCAUUAAGUAAUCACAUGUUGUCACACAGUGGUGAGAAACCCCAUGCAUGUAGUAUUUGUGAAAAAAGUUAUAAAAGAAAAUCGGAAUUAGUACGUCACUCAAUGGUACAUACUGGUGAACGUCCUUAUGAAUGUAAAGAAUGUUUGAUGACAUUUCGUGAAAAAGCUAAAUUAAAUUCUCAUAUGUUGGUACAUACAGGUGAAAAACCAUUUGAAUGUCACAUUUGUCACAAAGCCUGUGCAAGAAAAUCCGAUUUAAAUAGUCACAUUUUGUCACACACUGGUGGCCAAUACGACUGUAAAGUGUGUGAUAAAAUAUUUACACGUAAAUCAGAUCUCAAUCGACAUACACUAAUUCAUACGGGCGAAAAACCUUUUGCAUGUGAUAUGUGUGAUAUGGCAUUUCGUGAAAAAACACGAUUAAAUUCACACAUGCUUGUACACACUGAUGAUAAAAAACACAAUUGUCACAUUUGCGGCAAAGGAUUCAAAAAAAAAGCCAGCUUAAAAAAACAUUUGAUAAUACACAUGGGUGAUAAACAUUAUGAGUGUUGGAUAUGUAAAAAAGCUUUUAUUGAAAAAACUACACUUAAUUUACAUAUUUUAGUACAUGAAACCGAUAAAUUAUACGAGUGUGCCAAUUGUCCGACAAAUUUUAAGAGUGAGGGAGCAUUGAAAAGACACUGGGUGGUACAUAAUAAAGAUGAUGAUCAAGAACAACAUGAACAACAAGAGGAGGAUGAAGAAGAUGCUCAAGAGCAAGUUUAUACGUAGCAAGAGAUUUAAAUAUUUAUAUUUUGUUGUUAAUUUUGUUUAUAAAAAUUUAUUUAUGUUUUCCUUCUUUUUAUAGAACAACUUGAAACUGUUUUACUAACAGUGACAAUUAUUAAAAAUUUUUGUUACUUAGUCAAUAAAUAAAAUUAUAGAUGAAAAAUAAGAAAAAAAAAAA